This is a messenger RNA of Octodon degus (degu), 516 nucleotides long. RefSeq names its product ribonuclease pancreatic-like. NCBI's taxonomy places the organism in Eukaryota, Metazoa, Chordata, Mammalia, Rodentia, Octodontidae. Gene Ontology annotation, molecular function: nucleic acid binding; RNA nuclease activity. The transcript has a single exon. Bases 1 to 471 code for a protein of 156 amino acids. The record is from RefSeq and is a predicted model, not a curated record.
AUGGCUCUGGACACGUCCCUUGUCCUGUUCCCACUGCUCAUCCUGGUGCUCCUGGGGCUGAUGUGGGUCCAGCCUCCUCAGGACCCAGAAUCCUCGGCCAUGAGGUUCAGGCGGCAGCACGUGGACUCAGGCAGCUCCCGCACCAGCAACCCCAACUACUGCAAUGAAAUGAUGAAGAGCAGGAAGAUGACACAGGGGCGCUGCAAGCCCGUGAACACCUUCGUCCAUGAGCCCCUGGCAGACAUGCAGGCUGUCUGCUUCCAGAAAAAUGUGCCCUGCAAGAACGGGCAGCCCAACUGCUACCAGAGCAGCUCCAACAUGCACAUCACAGACUGCCGCCUCACAGGCAGCUCCAAGUACCCCGACUGCUCGUACCGCACCCACCAGGAGGAGAAGAGCAUCAUCGUGGCCUGUGAGGGGAACCCGUAUGUGCCGGUCCACUUCGAUGCUUCUGUGGAGGCCUCUGCCUAAGCCAGGGCAGCGAGACACCCACCUCGUCCCUUACCUUCAACUCAA